Molecule: messenger RNA, 372 nt
Organism: Aspergillus oryzae RIB40
Lineage: Eukaryota; Fungi; Ascomycota; Eurotiomycetes; Eurotiales; Aspergillaceae
Exons: 2
Coding region: 1-372 (123 amino acids)
Source: RefSeq, a predicted model, not a curated record
AUGAAAGUGGUAGACGAAGACCCCCUGAAACCAUCUGCACUCCCUACUCCAGAUAGCUAUCAGUUCUUUCAUGGGUGGGAGGUGAAGUCGAACUGGAAAAAUGAGGUCACGCUGAAAAGUCUCGAGGCUCUUCGAGGGUAUGUUCCUUCAACACAUAUCGCCCAUAUCUCACCAACUCCGCUGUUGAUGACUGUGGCGGACAAUGAUGUGAUCACUCCAGCUGAUAUUGCUCUGGAGGCGUAUUCUCGGGCUCGAGAGCCGAAGAAAUUGCACAUAUUCCCUGGUGGUCAUUUUGAUGGCUAUGCUGGUAAAGGCUUUGAACGUAUCGUAUCGGUCCAGGUGGACUUUCUGAAAGAACAUUUCGUUGAAUAG